AUGCAGAGUGCAUACACAAUAAAGGUUAGUGAAAGGCAGGCUGAUGGUGUUCGUGAUGUUUCAGUCUUCCAUCAUGGGGAACUUCACUUUUCAACAUCACACCGGAAUAUGAAGUGGGCCGUUCUUACGCGAUUCCCAGCUCCUUUUACACAACAUGGGGGCUCCUUACAUCCGGCGGCAAUCUCACUACCAGAUGAAAAAUGCGAUGUCGCCUCUGCUUGUAGGGGCAACGAGAAACAACGGGAUCCAGUUGUUGUUGGGAAGAGUGAUAUCGACAGUGGGUCAAAACUCAUGUAUGAAUACCUCUGCGUUUUCCACUGCGAUGAACCGCGGAACCGUCUUAGUCACUACACUGCUCAUCAGCCAUGGACUAUUUGUUCAGCGUACAGCACAGCGGACCCGGCUGCCGUGACGCACUUCGUGCUAAACAAUAUUAAUCCCUCCUGCGUUGUGCCCGGUCUCCGUGGUGUGUUUGUUCAUGGCACACCGCAAAGUGUUCCCACUGUCCCAUCACCGUUAAUUCAAGUCGGUGUAAACACCUUUCAGCCCGCUGCUGAUUUGUGGUGGAUGGUCUCUCAGUUGGCGAUUAAUCCGGUAUAUGUUUCCGUAGGUGGAGGUAACCCCGCCACGUGUCUUCCCACAGGCGACGCCGCAGCGAAUUCAACACGCAUGCAUAUUUACAACUGUGAGGACAACAUGGAGUGCGUUGCGCCCAAAUAUGCACUGGUAGGGUCUACUGUUCUCGCCCAGUUUCAGGUUUCGGAAGAUAGAAUGAUGGUGGUUGCAGUUGGUGGAAAUGAUGUUCGUUUGGCUAUGACCACCGUUAGUGAGCACGUGGGAAUUAUGUUGUGGGUGUGGUGGCCCCAACGGUUGCAUAUGCCUAAUCUCCGCGUUAAGGGUGCCUCUGUCUCGUUAACGGUGUCGGAGAGUUGCCGUGCCAACGUGCAAGUCCUGUUUCUUUUCGACGCCUCGCGUGGUUCGCUACACGUUCUGAGGACACCGGAUCUUCUUACAGCUAAGGGAUCGCUGGACUUACUGUUUACCAUAUCAACAAAUUGCCCGCCCGUCGUUCUUCCCUGUAUGUGCUCUUCCAUGAUGCAACCCAUCAUGGUUUGCAAUAGGCCUUCUGUGAAUGAAGUCGCGCUCUACUACGUCCCGGAACUAUUACGAACACCACUGUCUACCAACUACAUGGCCACAAUGUCUCUUAGCGGGGUGCUACCUAAAAAUGUUAUCGUUGAAGGAGUGUCGUACCACAACGGUUCGACCGUUGUUUUCGAGGCUGCAGUGGCCGGUAGUGAUAGGGAGCCAUCUGUUGCAGCUAGUCAUCAACAGUAUGCAUUCAACUUUCCUUCACUUCUGGAUGAACAACAUCCGCUUGCUCGUUUCAUUUUGGAGGCUCUUGAGCCGGUGUUCGAAACUGAAUGUGUGGCCCUACUGCAAUGUGAGUUGCUCCGACGCUCGUGGAAAAGUAAACGCAAAGGGCAAGUAUGGGACUUUGGCACUGGAUGCUUAGAGCUUAUUGCAAACAUUGUACACAACAGUAUGUCUCCCAAUAGUGACAGAAGGGGUAGUCCUUCUGGGGGGGGAAGAUACGCGGCAGCGGGUGGCAGCGGUAGUGGUCGGUCCGUCAGUCAAAUGUGUGAUGCUGCGCCGUCCGGUUUGGAGUUGCAAACUUCCUCAGCUUGCACGUUUGUAGACAAAAAUUUUCGUCUUUGCGACGUCGUAGCGGAUCCCAUUCUCAUGACAGCUGACACACUGCAGAAAAAUGCCUUUCGGUUUCAAGACCGAGGACAUCAUGAAAACCAUGGAAAGUUUAGUUCUGAACUUGACCAUGGAAACAUAUGGACAAAGAAACAAUGUGGGCUAUGUGUUUUCACACUCCAUCUACUCUACGAAAGUCUCAAGUUACAGGAACGCUUUUGGAUUCUACUUGAACCUUUGGCACGGUUAAACCUGCGACUAAGUGAAAUUAUGCAGUGGUCUCAGUAUACUCGUUACUACUCAACAUGCUUGUGCGAAACGGAAACUGAAGAUUUUGCAGGACACACCACAACUGGCGCCUCUCGAACGGGGACUACCGUUUCUUUCCAGCGCGCGCUCCCCGAGAACCUUCUUAUUGAGUAUUUCAAAUUUCACACCUCUUCCUCGACAGCGGCAGUUAUGAGUGGUGCGCCUCCCUUAUUGUAUACUAUUCUUCAGCGUGUGCUUAAGGGGAAAGCACGGACUUCCGGUGGUUGGCCCGCUAUUCGUGGCAUCACCAGCAGCAAUCCACUUUCGUUGGCCAACAAACUCUUUUUUAUGCUGGUAGAUUGCUUCGAUGCACCGCAAGUGACCGCAAGAGUACCUACGAGUUGGUGGUUCACCUUGUGCAAAGGGUUGCUGGAAUAUGAUAUUGACCCCAAAUUCGUCUCAACGGAGCUCUGCGCUGGCGUUGGGCAGCCUAUCGAGAGAGCGUUGUGUAUUGCAAAGGACCAUCCCGACGAUAUAUGGAAUGAUGACUUUAAUACGAUAAUUGGGCGUUUGGACAGGCUUCAGCACAAUUUAACAUCGACACGGUGCGUCAAUCCAGCUGGUGAUGUUGUGCGGACAGCACAAGAGAGGGCAAUCGGUAGGGAGUACAGGGCCACAUUGAACGAUGACGAUGGUGUUAUUAUGCGGCCUGACUUUCCAAAGCGCUGGGGUGAUUCUCGUUUAGAUAUUGUUCAGAGCAUGUUCAAUACGGCGGCACCGAUCACCCUGCCCAGUCAAGUGGAUGGUACGGAUGCAAUAUACGGUUCAUUAAGGAACCUUUCAAGGAGAGCAACUGCCUUACCUGUUGGACGUGGAAUGUUUACCCUAUGUACGCAAAAUUUUCGGGUGAGGGACAGUGUCCCGAUACCUCCACUCAACCUGGAGGGGCGAACUAGUGAUGGCAUCACCAUUACAAAUAAUUUUGAGGAGGCAGAGCCAGUGAAUAUCAUAUGGCCGCUUUUCCAUAACGGGUGUGCUGCAGGACUGCGAUUUCUUUCGUUGCCCCAUUUCAAAGGACAUCGUUCAGCAAAAGAGGAAGAAUCCAUCACACGGCAUUGGGUGCUCUAUCAGACACGAAAUAUUUCUUGCCCAGCAUCACGAUCUGGACUUCUUCUAGCUGCGGGCCUACUCGGCCACCUUAAGGUCCUUCAACGGACCGAUAUUUAUUCCCUUCUCGUAUCACCACAGUCCCAGUUCUCGGGACGCGAAGCGGUUACGAUUGCUGUGUUGCUGGGGUUAAGCUGUAGUUUACGUGGCACAUCAAACCCUGUUGUGUUCAAUUGUGUCUCAAUGCAUGUGCAGUCACUUACGCCAGCCACCGAAGACAUCGAAGUUUCACUUGAUGUACAAACUGCCGCCUCCGUGUCACUUGGGCUUUUGUACCAGGGAACACCCGAUGCCUUUUUUGUCGAGAUGUUACUCAUUCAAAUGUCACGUCUCCCUUCGGAUGAGCAUUUCCGAGACCGUGAGGGUUACGCCCUUGGUGCAGGUUUUGGUCUUGGACUGUUGCUGCUUGGAACCGGAAGCUCCCAUGGCGUGCCCAAUGUGGAAAACCGUUUACUGAAGUUUAUGGAAGGGGCUCGCCGCGAGGCCGCACCAUCCGCGUGUGAAGGACUUGAAGUAUUCAACGAAGUCAACCCUGACAGCGGCCACUUUCUGACACGAGCACAAAUGGCGCGAAACGCCAAGGAAUCGUUUAGGAACCAAUCUACACGAGUAUACGAAGGCGAUUGCUUUAAUAUAGCUGUCUCCGGUCCUGCUGCUGUGGUAGCACUGGGGUUCAUUUAUCUGCAAACCAACGAUGCGCUCAUAGCAGAUAAGAUUGCUCCACCCAACCGUCUUGUGGGAUUGCAAGGAGUUUUCCCGGAGUUGUGCCUCCUUCGGACGAUGAUGUCUUCCCUUAUCAUGUGGUCCAAGGUUGAGCCAACACAAGAGUGGAUUUUCCAGAAUGUCCCAUCCUGCCUACUCCGCCUCGUGCACUCACCAAAGAAAAGUGGUCUCGCUCCGUCGCAGAUUCGCUAUCUGACGAUGAAUCUUGGUUACUGCAUUGCUGGUGCUGUUCUGGCAAUGGGCAUGCGGUUUGCAGGUUCUAUGAAUGCGGACGCCAAGGUGACGGUACUUGCGGAAUUAAAUGGGUUUCUUCGUGGUUUUAUCGGUUCUACCAAGACGGGGAUCACAAGUAUACAGAAUUCUACGGGCGCCUUUCUUCCGUGCAUUUCGGCGUGCGCGAUAGCAUUGGCACUAGUUACUGCUGGAACAGGUGAUGUUCAAUGCCUCGCUGUUAUGCAAAAGUUGCACAAACGCAUGAAUGUGGGUUAUGGCGAUCAUCUUGCUAUCUCCAUGGCUACUGGACUUCUUUUCCUCGGUGGAGGGCAACUGACACUUUCGAACUCGCUUUCUUCUGUUGCGGCCCUUAUCAUGGCUUUCUACCCUGUUUGGCCUGAGACAGCGUCUGACAAUAGAAUGCAUCUGCAAGCAUUGCGACAUCUAUACUGUCUCGCCGUGGUUCCCCGACUUAUUGAAACAAUUGAUGUGCUAACGAACCGUCCGGUGUCCGUUCCUGUUCGUGUCAUUGUUAAUCGAGGAAGGUUGUUUCAAAAUGAACCUUCGAGUGUUGUGAAAGAGAUGUGGACGCCUGUGCCGAAGGGUAGAGAAAACCAAGCGGUCCGUAUGGUGACACCAUGCCUCUUGCCUGAACUUAGUACAGUUGCACAAAUCGAAAUAAGGAGUGCUCAGCACUAUAAUAUGACCAUAUGCAACAUGGACCCCAAUGUCAUUGGUGAUGGUGGUAUUGUUGUUCGCGUUCUUGAGAAAAAUGUAACCAGCACAGAGGACGGCAAAUCUGGUCGUAGCCUUGGGGAGGAACUUGUGGUGAGCUGGAUACAACGCCUAUUCCAUGAACAAAUGCAGUUGCGGCCCGGACCAAUAGAAGCUGGGGUCAUCAUUGACAACGUAAACCUCUUGUUCACCUGUCAGGAAAGAUUUCUAGCGGAUUUGAGUCAUUCCGAGCGGGAGUUUUCUUUAGAUUUUAUAAUGAACGUGCGUCGGACGUUAAACCGACGGUACAGCGGCCUAUUGCGACAUACCGGAAGGUUGUCCACGCGGCACCCUCUUUCUCAGUUGAUUAAGAAGCAGAAAUCCGUGUAUAGCACGGCCUCUUCUCUUGUACAGACACUUGUGAGUGAUGAUGGGCACUCCAGUGACCUUGCGCCUAUUGCGGAAGCCCUUCUCAUGUAUGCCGAGGCCACAGGAAUGGAGUCAACGGGUAACAGCGAAGCCUUCCACGUUUCUUUUGUCAUGCAAUGGCUUUCUCAGGCACUUCACUUUUACGGUCUUGUCGGACGGACAAAACCUCUGUCGCAGUUGCUAACCAAGUAUACUGACGUACUUCAACGGCGGGAACAAAGGGUUUACGCACUCUACCGCAUGAACCAAACCUUGUUGCUUCGCCCUGAAGUGCUUGAAGACUUGGUGGAUUGCUGUGUAGAGCUGGCAAACUAA
This is a messenger RNA of Trypanosoma brucei brucei TREU927, 5514 nucleotides long. RefSeq names its product cyclosome subunit 1, putative. The record is from RefSeq and is a predicted model, not a curated record. Gene Ontology annotation, biological process: metaphase/anaphase transition of mitotic cell cycle; anaphase-promoting complex-dependent catabolic process; protein K11-linked ubiquitination. Bases 1 to 5514 code for a protein of 1837 amino acids. Gene Ontology annotation, cellular component: anaphase-promoting complex. Gene Ontology annotation, molecular function: molecular adaptor activity. Lineage: Eukaryota; Euglenozoa; Kinetoplastea; Trypanosomatida; Trypanosomatidae. The transcript has a single exon.